GAGGAGGACGGAAAGUGUCAUUUGCUCAUUCGUUAAAGUACGGAGCAUGUUAGGGUAAUAUUUGUUUACAUAUUGAAAGCGUAGGGCCAGCAAUCAUAAUUAAGUCUACUAAACAGCUCUAGGCGAUAAAGUUAUGGAUACGAGCUAACGUUAGCUACCUGAAUGUCUUUCAGUCAGUUUCAGUUGUCAGAAGUUGACUAGUUACAAGCUAGCUUCUACGUAGCUAACGUGAGAGAGGACAGGCUGCGGUGGGUUGCGGCCAACCAGGAAAAAAAAAUCACGUCUGUCGAGCUGCGUGAUUUCUUGUUUGGGAGGAAAGGAGCUGUUUAAGAUAAACGGCCAUGGAUCCAUUUGACAGUAACAGUUCAGACCGAGCUAAUCUUCCAAGGAACAUGAUUGAGAACAGCAUGUUCGAAGAAGAGCCUGAUGUUGUGGACUUGGCCAAAGACUCCACUGCGUUUCCGACGUUUCCUGCUCUUGACCCAGAUGAUGUGGUGUACGAACCUCGUAGCUCACGGCUGCUUGUGCGAGGGCUGGGAGAGAAUGAUAUGGACGAGGAUGAGGAGGACUGUGAGUCCUCAGCCCGUCUGCUGGGCAUGUCCUUCAUGAACCGCAGCUCUGCGAACAGACCCAGCUCUUCCCCUUACACCAGACAGCCUCCUCCAAGGUCAUGUUCACGACCCUCAGCCCGCACCAUGGUUGUAUGUGUGCUAUUCCUGGUGAUCGUGGCCUCUAUGACCAUGGUACUGUACUUCUUGCCUGGAUGCACCUUUACCAAGACGGGUUGUCGGAAGACCAACCAAACCACUCCCUUAGUGCCGGUCAACCCCAAAUCUUCGAGUGGGGAACCGUUUCCAUGGAACGGUUACCGGCUGCCUCAGAGCGUUCAUCCUCUGAGCUAUGAAGUCACCCUGAACCCUAACCUUGAUAACAUGACCUUCACCGGCUGCACCGUCAUCCACAUGUCUGUGCAGCACAACACCAAGCGCAUCGUGCUGCACAGCGCUAAACUCAACAUCACCAGAGCUACCUUCAAGCUGGGUGAAGGAGAGGCUGAAGCUGUGACUGUCCUGGAGUACAUACCCAGGCAGCAGAUAGCUGUUCAGUUCUCUGAGGAUCUGAAGGCAGGCCAGUCCUGUGUUCUGACCCUGGAGUACUCUGCAAACCUCUCACACACCUACGGUGGUUUCUACAACAGCUCAUACACGGAUAAAGAUGGGAAAAAAAGGGUCUUAGCAGCAACCCAGUUUGAGCCACUGUCAGCGAGGGAGGCCUUUCCUUGCUUUGAUGAACCAGCUUUUAAAGCCACCUUCCUGAUUAAAAUCAGCAGGAACACAGACUUCAUGACUCUUUCCAACAUGCCUUUGGCUAAAAGCACGCCGCUUGCAAAUGGCCUCGUACAAGAUGAGUUUAAAAAGACCAGUGUCAACAUGAGCACCUACCUGGUGGCCUUCAUCGUCGCUAACUUCACCCCCAUGAGUAAAAAUGUCUCAGACACGCUGGUGUCAGUGUACUCUGUGCCAGAGAAGAAGGAGCAUACUGAUUAUGCUCUGGAGACAUCCUCCAAACUGCUGGCGUUCUACAACGACUUCUUUGAAAUUAAAUACCCCCUUGAAAAACUAGACUUGGUAGCCAUCCCUGACUUCCUGGCAGGAGCCAUGGAGAACUGGGGACUGAUCACUUUCAGAGAAACCAGCCUGCUGGUGGGCCAGCAUUCCUCUCCUCUGGAAAAACAAGUAGUUGCAUCUGUGGUAGCGCAUGAGCUUGCCCAUCAGUGGUUUGGAAACUUGGUGACAAUGAGCUGGUGGAAUGACCUGUGGCUGAACGAAGGCUUUGCCACGUACAUGCAGUACAUGUCGCUGCAGGCCGUGAUGCCCAACCUGGACAUCGGUAAUUUGUUCCUGUCAGUACGCUUCAGAGCCUUGGACAAAGAUGCACUGAACUCCUCCCACGCCAUCUCCACCGAGGUUAACAAGCCGGAGCAGGUGGAGGAGAUGUUUGACUCUGUGUCCUACGAGAAGGGUGCAUCCAUUCUCCUGAUGCUAAAUGCCUCCCUGCUUGGGGAACAACAGUUCAGAAAGGGUAUCAUUGAAUACCUAAAGCAGUUCAGUGGAUCAAACACCGUCACCAACGACCUCUGGAACAGCCUUACACGGGUCGAGGUCUCGGCUCAGCACCUGAAUGUGUCGGAGAUGAUGAGCUCGUGGACAUCACAGAAAGGCUUCCCGUUGGUCACCGUUAGCCGCAAGGGAGAUGAAGUCACCCUCACACAGGAGCACUUCCUGCUCACCUCUGAUGAUGCGACCCACACUUCUAACUUGUGGAAUAUUCCAGUGACGUACGUGACUGACAACUGCAGUGUGGCCCCUGAGUGCCGACAGGUGUUCAAUCUGAAGACCAAGUCAGGGACUCUAAAGCUAGCAGAAAGUGUAAAGUGGCUGAAGCUGAACUACAGAAACACAGGCUUCUACAUCGUCCACUACGGAGACGAGGGCUGGGCUGCUCUUAUCGAUGCUCUGAAAAGCAACUUCAGCGUCUUUACACACGAGGACCGUGCCUCGCUCAUACACAACAUGUUUGCUCUCUCCAGACUGGGACGUGUGUCCUUCCAGCAAGUCCUCAACCUGUUGCACUACAUGUCCAAUGAAACUGAGACCACCCCUGUGACAGAGGCCUUGAUGCAGCUCAAUGUACUCUACCAGCUGCUGGACAAAAGACAAGAGCAAGAUCUUGUGCCCCGAAUGAAGAAUUAUGUCAUGAAUCAGUUCGGUUCUCUGAUGGACAAGCAGACAUGGAAAGAGGAGGAGAGUGUUUCUAAGCAGGAGCUGCGAGCGGCCCUGCUGGGGGCGGCAUGCAGUCUGGGGGAAGAAAACUACAUAAACCAAGCCAAAGAGCUGUUCAAACGUUACCUCAAUUCCAGUGGUACCCAACAGAUCCCAGGCGAUCUGCAGCAGGUCGUAUUCACUGUGGUUGGGCAAUCAGAUGAAGAUUGGGAUGCCUUGUUAACCCUGUACAAACAUGCCACCUAUGAUGCGGAGAAGCGAUCCAUGCUACGGGGCCUAGCAUCCACUCAGGACGCACGGCGUAUCACGUGGAUUCUGAAGGCCGGUCUGCGGGGGGAUAUCAUCCAGACUCAGGAGCUGCCUCUGGUCAUCAGCACUGUGUCUAACAGCUUCGCUGGCUACCUGUUUGUCUGGGACUUCAUCCAAGAGAACUGGGACCGCCUCAUAGAGAAGUUUCCUCUGGGCUCUUUCGCCAUCCAGUCAAUCAUCAAGUCGGCCACCUCUCAGUUCUCCACACAGGCACACCUUGAUCAGGUCAAGGGUUUCUUUUCCAGUCUGAAGGAGCGUGGCUCUCAGAUGAGGAGCGUGCAGGAAGCUCUAGAAACCAUCAGGCUGAACCAGCGCUGGAUGGAGAAAAACCUGUCCAUGCUCCAAAAAUUGCUCUAAUAACGGCUCGCUACCACGUCUCCGCCCCGCUGACAUGCAACAUGUUGCCGGGGCAACAACAGUGUUUGCACUAUCGUAGGACUUUGUCUCUUAACUCCCUUUAUCCAGGCCAGAGUACCGUUUCAAAGCCGAGGUUUUGCUCUGCCUGGGUAGACAAGAUGAUAUUCUUUCCGAGAGUGGUACUGUGAGAUGUAUUUGCUCAGGGCGGCUCUGAUUGUGCGUCCGACAGGAAGUUGUCGGAUGAAAAACAAACACUCCUCACACUUGAUGCUGUCGACCAAACCUCCCCUCCAUGACUUUCAUCUUAACCUCACGGCAGACAAUCACGCUUCACCCACACUCCUCCGCUCAGCCUGCUCUCAGGCUCCUAACUCUGAGGCCACUUGACGAAUGAAGAAUGUCAACAUGACUGUUUGUACGUGCUGUCCGUCAGUCCAGGACUUUAUCUCAAGUCGUCGGAUAUAUGUUAAUGCAGCUGUCAGGGAUUCUUCGGCGAUGAGAAGUUAAAAUCACCGGUAUUUUUUUAGACAAUUGUUCUUAGAAUUUGACUAACCUUGUGUCGCCAUGUUACAAAAUAGCUGCUUCUCGUUACUGAUGAGCGUUUUAGUCAGGAUUUUGACGAUUGGUUGAUUGAUUGAUUAGAAUACCAAACUUGUGUUGGCGUCGAUUGAAUGUACUGAAAAACCUUCCCACUGUGUGCAGUAGAGGGCGUGCUGUGUGCAGCACAGGUCUAAAUCAACAACCAAUGUGUCUUAGGUCAGAGCUGGCAGUGAACACUGGAGCCCAACGUUUCCUUUUUUCUUCUUCUUAACAUUUUCCCAGUUUCCUCUCAACAACAAGCUAUGUUUUGCCUGCAGUGAUCGUACAGACUCAUGUUGUGUUUGUAAACUUGUAUUCAUAAUGUAAAUACUCUAGAGUUUUAACCUGCGACCUUGGUUGUACUGUUUUGAUAAUCAUGACUUUUAACAUUUGAGGGAUUUGCUUUUGUGUUGUGAGUGUGAGUGUGUGUGUAUAUAUAGAGAGUAAAGAGAAGGAAAAAUCCAACUGAAUUAAUGAAGAGUCUCGGUCAAAUACUUCUCGAUUGAGACCAUCCGAGCAGAAUAGUUUGCUGCUGAAUUUUUAUGUUUUAAGGGCUUACGUGUAUAUUGAAGACACAGAGGGUAUAGAAGGACAUUUAUUUUGGGAAAAACUGCUGUGUUCAGUAAGCUGUUCCAUGAAAAGACAGAAGGUUUAAAGUUACUCCAAUGCUAACCAGUCCUGUUGCUCCUAUCCUAGCUAUUUAUUGAGAGUGUCUUAACAUGUUUCCCUAACUUAUGUUCUAAGCUAAGUAUACUUACACUGUGCUAUAUCUAAAGUGGCACUGCUUACUCCAUCCACACUAUCACUGUCGUUGAGUAAAUACAGUAGAUUAAGUAGUUUCCAGCAUCCCUAACAUCUUCGUGAGGCUUGCAUCUCUGUUUUUGGUUCUCAGGCUAUCACAUUGUUUCCUUUAUUUAAAUUGUAUUAAAAUACAAACAGUGGUCCAAUCCCCGCUUGUGUUACCUCAGCACUGUGUACACUUUGGUAUUCGCACCAGAUACUCGCACUGGUUGGUCGAACAGGCUGCCAGGAGGCGGGGGGGUAGAGGGAAACCCAGCACACGUUAGACCUGCUUACUGGGGGGAAAAAACCAUCUAGAAAAUAGUGAAACAAAGGCAGGUGUGGGGGAUAGCAGAAUGGAUCACAGUACAGAGAAUUGACUCUAAACCCUGACGCUUAUAGAACUGUGCUUUCAAAACUAGACAAAGGUACUGUAGAGGUUAUUCACAGUAUUGCCAUUGACUUGUUCCAUAUAGUCCGUCAUAGCGUGUUAAUGGAAUUUAGAGAGAUGCCUUCUAUAUACAUGUUUGAAAAAGUGUCACUUGUUUUCCCCCAGCCACCAGCAAUCAGACAAAUGAAUCAGCUUUACUGAGGCUCUGGGAUUUUUAUGUUCCAUCGUGUUUUGUUUAGAGAACAGCGGUCUCAUGUGAAGUCAGUUGCAGUAAGCUUUAAGAGUCAGGAGUUGCUGAAGUCCUGCAGGUAUGAGGUUUAGUGACGGGGCCGGUUGGAAGGGAGGAUUGUAGAGAGUAGAGAAUCACACGUGCACCAAAGGUAUCGGAGCGUCUUUGUUUUUUGCACUGGGAUAAAAUGCUGCAGAUGCUUUUGUGACUGUGUUGCUCUUCAUGUGAAUACAAAUAAAAAGUUGUUUUCUCAUAA
Molecule: messenger RNA, 5684 nt
Organism: Eleginops maclovinus (Patagonian blennie)
Lineage: Eukaryota; Metazoa; Chordata; Actinopteri; Perciformes; Eleginopidae
Gene: lnpep
Product: leucyl/cystinyl aminopeptidase
Exons: 22
Coding region: 342-3449 (1035 amino acids)
Biological process (GO): regulation of blood pressure; proteolysis; signal transduction
Cellular component (GO): plasma membrane; cytoplasm
Molecular function (GO): peptide binding; metalloaminopeptidase activity; zinc ion binding
Source: RefSeq, a predicted model, not a curated record